AUGGACAAACAGAAACAUCUGCCCUUUCAUCUUCACGCAGGUCAAUUUAUUAGCUCUCCUCCUAAUAGUUCCAUCAUUGGAGUCAUUGGAGAACGAGUCAUUCUGCCCUGUCACAUAGUAGCAGAUAACAUUCCUGUGGGAUUCUCUGUCCAGUGGAUAUUUCAUGAAGAGUCUCAAAAAAUAACUGUGAGCAGAUAUGAUGGAAAGAAUAAAAAGGAGAAACAAGAUGAGAGAUAUCAAGGCAGAACAGAGUUCUUCCACAGUGAAUUUAGAGAUGGCAACAUGUCUCUGCACUUGAAGAAUGUCAGGAGUUCUGACAAAGGAUUGUACACUUGUGUGGUCUCUUUCAAUGACACGUACCAUGAUGCGUUGAUUGAACUGCAAGUGGCAGCUAAAGGUAGUGUGCCUUCCAUUUUCCUGAAGAGCCACGUGAAGCAGGGCAUUGGCCUCACCUGCCAUGCAGCUGGAUGGUUUCCUAAACCUGAAGUGAUUUGGCUGGAUGGCCAAGGACGUGUCCGGAAGGAACUAUCAACCACAAAGAUAACAGUGAUGCCUGCAGGCCUAUACAGUGUUGUGACUUCCAUGAACCUAAAACCGGGCUCUGACAUGGAAGUCUCCUGCAGGAUAGUCAACAAUCUGCUAAAGACAACGAGUGAUUCCCGAGUGCUAAUCUCAG
Molecule: messenger RNA, 676 nt
Organism: Antrostomus carolinensis (chuck-will's-widow)
Lineage: Eukaryota; Metazoa; Chordata; Aves; Caprimulgiformes; Caprimulgidae
Product: butyrophilin subfamily 3 member A2
Exons: 2
Biological process (GO): T cell receptor signaling pathway; regulation of cytokine production
Cellular component (GO): external side of plasma membrane
Molecular function (GO): signaling receptor binding
Source: RefSeq, a predicted model, not a curated record